This is a messenger RNA of Myripristis murdjan (pinecone soldierfish), 8297 nucleotides long. Its product is annotated as sarcoplasmic/endoplasmic reticulum calcium ATPase 2. Gene Ontology annotation, cellular component: membrane. Bases 416 to 3613 code for a protein of 1065 amino acids. NCBI's taxonomy places the organism in Eukaryota, Metazoa, Chordata, Actinopteri, Holocentriformes, Holocentridae. Gene Ontology annotation, biological process: calcium ion transport. The record is from RefSeq and is a predicted model, not a curated record. The transcript has 24 exons. Gene Ontology annotation, molecular function: P-type calcium transporter activity; ATP binding; ATP hydrolysis activity.
UAUCACCUACCCACCGACAGUUCCCCAGCUUGGAUAAGGACUAAUAACACAGGGCUGUAUGGCUAGAGUAGUCCAGUCCUGCCGAAGAUUUAUCAGAAACAUAUGCCUUAACUAAGCCUUAAUCUCUUGACUGACCAGAAUUUCUUCUCCUUUUUACCACCGGGAAAUCAAAUGCCGCUCCUAUGACAAUAUAGUGUGGUGAUUUUUCACUCAUGAGCGGCUUCCACGGGAUAGACAGCCUGUUGUAGAAAAAAAAAAGAAGAAAUAUUUGCUUGAGUAUUUUCUGCUAUUUUCGUUUCAGUACUGUGGUGGUUUCCCUUCAAAAACACAUGGUACUUUGAUCAAUUUGCGGGUUAUUAAACCUGUAGUGAUAGCUAGUUUGCCAGCGACUCACGGGCAUACCGACUGCUUUGGGAUGGACAAUGCUCAUACUAAGACAGUGGAGGAGGUUCUGGGUUUCUUCAGUGUAAAUGAGUCUACAGGCCUGAGCUGUGAGCAACUGAGGAAGAGCAGGGAGAGAUGGGGACCCAACGAAUUGCCAGCUGAGGAAGGGAAAUCACUUUGGGAGCUGGUCCUGGAACAGUUUGAGGAUCUGUUGGUUCGAAUCUUGCUGCUGGCUGCGUGUAUUUCCUUUACACUGGCUUGGUUUGAAGAGGGGCAGGGGACGAUAACAGCCUUUGUUGAACCUUUCGUCAUCCUCCUCAUCCUCAUUGCCAACGCCAUUGUGGGAGUAUGGCAGGAGCGUAAUGCAGAGAAUGCCAUAGAGGCCCUGAAAGAAUACGAGCCAGAGAUGGGCAAGGUCUACCGACAGGACAAGAAGAGUGUCCAGAGAGUCAGAGCCAGAGACAUUGUUCCUGGAGACAUUGUGGAAGUAGCUGUUGGUGACAAGGUACCAGCCGAUAUCAGACUGACGUCCAUCCGCUCCACCACUCUGAGAGUGGACCAGUCCAUUCUUACAGGCGAGUCUGUCUCAGUGCUCAAACAUACAGACCCUGUGCCGGACCCCCGGGCCGUUAACCAGGACAAGAAGAACAUGCUCUUCUCCGGCACCAACAUAGCAGCAGGGCGGGCCAUUGGGGUUGUCGUCGCGACAGGGGUGCAGACAGAAAUCGGGAAGAUCCGAGAUGAGAUGGCCGCCACCGACCCCGAGAGGACGCCGCUACAACAGAAACUAGACCAGUUUGGAGAACAGCUGUCUAAGGUCAUCAGUGUGAUCUGUGUGGCUGUGUGGGCGAUCAACGUGGGGCAUUUCAACGACCCUGUCCAUGGGGGCAGCUGGCUCCGAGGGGCAGUUUACUACUUCAAGAUUGCUGUGGCGCUGGCUGUAGCUGCCAUACCAGAAGGCCUCCCAGCAGUCAUCACUACCUGCCUGGCCCUGGGCACCAGGCGGAUGGCCAGAAAGAAUGCCAUCGUCCGCAGCCUGCCAUCUGUGGAGACGCUGGGUUGUACCUCUGUUAUCUGCUCCGACAAGACGGGAACACUGACCACCAACCAGAUGUCUGUCUGCAGGAUGUUUAUUGUGGACAGCGUGUCCGGGGAGCGCUGCCGCCUGAAUGAGUUCACGGUGACUGGAUCUACUUACGCCCCUGAAGGGGAAGUGUACAAGGAUGGUUCGGUGGUAAAGUGUAGUCAGUAUGAUGGCCUGGUGGAGAUGGCCACCAUCUGUGCCCUGUGCAACGACUCUUCUCUGGACUACAAUGAGUCAAAGGGUGUGUAUGAGAAGGUUGGGGAGGCGACAGAGACAGCCCUUUGUUGUUUGGUGGAGAAAAUGAAUGUGUUCGACACUGACCUGCGAACACUGAGUCCUGUUGAGAGGGCUACAGCCUGCUGCUCUGUGAUCAAGCAGCUGAUGAGGAAGGAGCUGACGCUGGAAUUCUCCAGAGACAGGAAGUCCAUGUCUGUGUUCUGUUCAACCAACAAACUCACCAGGCCUGCAGUCGGAGCAAAGAUGUUCGUUAAGGGAGCUCCAGAGAGUGUCUUGGAGCGCUGCACUUAUAUCCGAAUCGGCAAUGCUGCCCGGGUUCCUCUGAGCACAGCAGUUCGGGAGCAGCUCCUCUCCACUGUCCGGGAAUGGGGCUCUGGCCGGGACACGCUGCGCUGCCUUGCCAUGGCAACCAGGGAUACGCCCCCUGACCCUCGCUCACUCAACCUGGAGAACUCAGGGGCUUUUGCAGACUAUGAGUCUGACCUGACCUUUGUGGGCUGUGUGGGGAUGUUGGACCCCCCCAGGAAAGAGGUGCUUGGUGCGGUCCGAAUGUGUCGGCAGGCUGGCAUACGGGUCAUCAUGAUCACAGGUGACAACAAGGGGACCGCACUGUCGAUCUGUCGGCGGGUGGGCAUCAUCACAGAGCAGGAGGAGGAGGAGGAGGGCGGGGGAGUCGGUGGGGGCCUGACAGGGCGGGAGUUUGACGAGCUGCCCCCCCACCUGCAGCGGCAGGCCUGUCGGACGGCCCGUUGCUUUGCCCGGGUGGAGCCGGCACACAAGAGUCGCAUCGUGGAGUACCUGCAAAGCCUGAGCGACAUCACCGCUAUGACGGGUGAUGGUGUGAACGACGCCCCGGCGCUCAAGAAGGCAGAGAUUGGCAUCGCCAUGGGCAGCGGUACAGCCGUGGCCAAGUCAGCCUCAGAGAUGAUCCUGGCCGACGACAACUUCUCCACCAUUGUGGCCGCUGUGGAGGAGGGCAGAGCCAUAUAUAAUAACAUGAAACAGUUCAUCAGAUACCUGAUAUCAUCCAACAUAGGAGAGGUGGUCUGUAUUUUCCUGACGGCGGCCCUAGGCAUGCCCGAAGCACUGAUCCCCGUCCAGUUGUUGUGGGUCAACCUGGUUACUGAUGGUUUCCCGGCAACGGCCCUGGGCUUCAACCCUCCUGACCUGGACAUUAUGUCUCGCCCACCGCGCUCACCCAAAGAGCCUCUGAUCUCUGGGUGGCUGUUCUGUCGCUACCUCAUCAUCGGAUGCUAUGUGGGAGCUGCCACAGUAGGAGCUGCAGCCUGGUGGUUUAUGGCAGCCCAUGAUGGACCAAAACUUUCCUUCUAUCAGCUGUCUCAUUACCUCCAGUGCAGUGAAGGCCACAGUGAGUUUGCUGGUGUACAGUGUUCAGUCUUUGAGUCUCCUUACCCCAUGACCAUGGCUUUGUCCGUCCUGGUUACCAUAGAGAUGUGCAACGCGCUCAACAGUCUGUCAGAGAACCAGUCCCUGCUGAAGAUGCCCCCCUGGUCAAACCCCUGGCUAGUGGGAGCCAUUUGUCUGUCCAUGGCUCUCCACUUCCUCAUCCUAUACGUUGACCCAUUGCCGGUGAUCUUCCAGAUCCGUCCUCUGUCAUGGCCGCAGUGGGUUGUAGUGUUAAAGAUGUCACUUCCUGUCAUCCUGAUGGACGAGGCCCUCAAGUUCCUGGCUCGCAACUAUAUCGAACCAGGAAACCAGAUCCAGACCCAAGAGGAGGAAGAGGAACUGCAGAGGAGGGGGGCUGGAGCAGGAGUGGUGGGCGCCAUGACGCUGAGGGUGAGACAGUCACUGAGGGGUGUGUCCUGGUCCUUUGUCCUGAUCUCUGCGCCUCUAUUGGUCUGGAUCUUCAGCCUGGACUCUGACAUCACCAACAUCUUCUGGGAGUGAUGGAAGAAAGAGGGAGGGGAGGAGCUGGGGGCCGGUGGAGGGGAGGGAUGAUGUGAUUUCAUAAAUCUAAUUUGUUUUGGGGUGUGAUGAGGGAAAAAGGAACAGUGGUUGGACGCUAGAUGGAGGAAGAGGUGGACAAAUUGCUGCGAUCAAUAGAGAGGGAAGACAAAAAAUGUAGAGGAUGGAUGCAUUAAGGGAAUAUCAGGGAUGAGGAGGUGAGAUAGAAAAACAAAAAGCAAGCAAAUGUUAUGCUAAGAGAGAGAUGUGAGGGAGGACAAGUGAAAUAUUUAAACAACAGACAAUCAGAAAAACAGACUAUUCUGUGAGCCGACAAAAAAAGGAAGUGAGAGACAGUGAAAGGCGGCUUUAGACCUUUCACUCCCCCAGUAAUUGAAGGUGCCAUGUGUAGCAUUUUGUGUUCCCUCAAAAUUGUUGUUUCCUGUCUCAACAAAGAUGCUUGUUAUCACCACCACUCCAUUUUUAGGAGCAGGAAACAGCAUAAGUUGACAAUCCUCUCAACAAUGGUCUCAUUUAUUUGCAGCGAUUACACUAAUACCCCUGAAUUAAUGUGGCAAUGGUUUUUUAAUGUUGAAAUGCUACAUGUGGCACCUUGACUACAUUUUCUGGGAGGACAAAAUGAGUGGAUGAAUUAGGGGAGCAGUCAGGGAGAGAGAAAGGUGGUGAGUGGUCCAGCAUCAAAUACACACACAUACACACACUCCCCCAGCUUGACAGUCAUGAUUAAGCCACACUAAACAAUAGCUGUGGUCAGUAACAGAUGGGAGGCCAGACAACUAGAUGUACAGUAGAACCGAGUUCCCUGUCACAAUGCCAAACUGCUGCACUGCAAAAAAUAUAUGAUAUGAAUUACAUUUAUUGUUGGAAUUUCCUUGUGUAUGAAACUAAAAUAAGCAUUUAGCCUGUAAGGUAAGGCUGGUAACAGACUGUUACAGAAUGCAUGUCAAAUGCAUGUCGCGCAUUUUGCUUCCGAAUGGAAAUUCUGCCCACGUCUUGCAUUGGGCCUGUUUGAUCCUGCAGAGCCACGGCCAUUCCCUUCAGCGGUUUGAGGAUACACCACGUUCUACUGUACAUCCUGGGUGUCUGCAGGCCCUCAGCCACUCGAAAAUCUCUUACGACUUCUGGACUCAAGGCCUUUAAAGCAGUGUUCAUUUUGACAGCCAACUUUGAUUUAGUUUUCGUAUUUCGACCUCAACAAAUUUUAGUUUCAGUCACAUUUUAGUCAUUUGUAUUUUGGGCACCUCUUUAGAGUAAGACUACCCUUACAAGGGUUUGUGAGUGGGUUAUAAUUAGUUUAUUCAUUAGUUUCCAGAACACUUUAUAAAUCAUUACUAAGCAAUUACAAAUAAGUUAUAACAGUGUUCAUACAUUGAUGCAGGCUCACUAUUUGGCAAGAUCAAGUUACUGCUGCACUUCAUCUAUUCUGUUAAAUCGCAGAUCUUGCUAGUUGCUGAGCUUUACUUGAUCACACCAAUUAGUGAGCCUGAUGUAUGAAAACUGAUAUAACUUGGUGUAACGUAUAAUUUUUUAUUCAUGAUUUAUAGUGUUAAGAUCCAAAUUAAUAACCUAAUUAUAAACCAUUCAUACACCUCUUAUAAGGGUAGUCUUACUGUAAAGUGGUUCCAAAUUCUACAUAUUUUUACAUAGAUCUACAGUCAACAUUUUACAUAGAUCUACAUUCCUUAUUAUAGCUUUUUAUAUUUUGUAUCUGUCUUUUGUUUUUAUACUGUAUUUAAUAUCAGAGAUAAUGUUUGCCCAUAUAUCCGUUGCCUUCCAAACUGAGGUCAGGAGUUGUGCUUUCAUAGGCCCACGCCUCUUUUUUUUUAUUUGUUAAUGAAAAUGACAUCAUAUUUCCUUUUAGCUUUUGUCUCUUUUUAUCUCCUUUUAUGUCUUGGAACAACUGGUGAUGAAUACUCAUCGUUUUAGUCUGCAAAAUUAACACUGCUUCAAAGGACUUGGUUACCGUUGAAACUAGCAUUUAAGCGUUUUAAAUUUGGCCUUGGGAUUUUCAGUUUUUUGGGGGAUUUUCCAUCGAGAAAUCAGUCUAGUAAAACAGAACUUUAUUCAAAUAAGUCUACAUGUUUUUUUCUUUCUUUGUGUUUCUCCUUACAUUUUAUGUUAUUUGGCAUUAAAAAAGUGUUAAAGUUGCAUAUACAUCUCGCAGGCACCCUGAUAGAUUAGCAGUCACGAUGCCAAACUAAGAAGCAAACGCUCUUUGGAUGUUCUUAGGCUUUAUUGUACUGCUGCUUGUUCAGCUUAUUCCCUCAGAUCAAGGAGUGAGCAGGUUUGUUAUCAAGCCUUCGAAAAAGUGCAUCAAGGCAGUUCCAGUAGUUCUUAAAACGUAAAUAUUAGGUAUGUGUAUUCAUAGUUAAACACAGUAGAGGUUGUGUUCUACUUGGUGAUUUGUAACAUUCACCAUCCAAAUGAUUUGGAUUGACUGCCUAAAUGUGAGUAGGCUAGCUGUACAAAAAUCAGCAUCUACAUGGACUGAUAUAGUUCUUCAUCGUAAGACAUCAUAUAUACUGUAUCUAAUUAUUAAUUUCAUUGCACAAUUCCUACUCAGUACAUUGCAACACUGACAUUUUUUUGUCUUACAUAUGUAUAUUUUUACCUUUGUUAUCUCAUUUUUUACCUUAAGCUGUUUGCGACACAGAAAUUGCCUCUGAGUUGGUGUGAUGGAAACGACUUCAGAUGUUUGAUUUUGAUCUGAAGGCCAAAGAGCUGAAGCUUCGCUCAGAGGAAAGCUAGAAUAAACAGGUGAUUCCAAAUGAAACAUUUUUAGCACAGGUCAUACAGUGAGGUUAACCGUGACUACAUGCAUAUUUUAAAAUAGGAAAUGUAUUUAUUUGUCCAAAUGUCAGGGAGCAGUCUCACCAUUUCCUCUAGAGAUGCUCACUGCCACAUUCCACACUGUUGCCAUAGAAGGGCUUUUUUAAUUUGUGCAGAGAACAUUUUUGAUACAUGCAACUAGAAACAUUCCUGUUGUUACAUCACUUAGUAACCAACCUUUCAAGAUAUCGGCAUGCCAUUUUCUUGAAAAAAAAAAAAAAAAAAUGAAAAAUCCGUCUUGCCCCAAGAAAUUUCAGAUGUCAAGGCUCAUGUGUGCAAGGAUUUUAAAAAGACAGAACAUUCCCUGUUUUUCACACUGUGAGAGCUUUAGGCCAGGGUUCAGAGCUUUCAUCUCUUUCCUUUCACUCUCAACACCCUGGACAAAUCUUGACAUCCUUCCAUAGUGUGAGCUGGUCAUCCAGUUAAAUCUGAAAGCAAUUAGGUGAGGGCGAGGUAAUAUUUUUAAAAUUUGGAAAAAAAAAAUCAAAACAAAACAAACAAACAAAAAAAAAAAAACAAAUUUUGAUGAUUGCAUUGUGUGGACCCCAGAUUCCCCCAUGGUUAGGUGUGGGAUGUCCAGUUUAGUCUUUUCAUUGUAGUGCAGUGUGUCUCCAGCUUAAGACAAAUACAGGCCUUCAUGAUGCCAUUUUGAUGAAGCCAUGAGUUAUUGUUUUCUUUUAUUUAUUUAUUUAUGUUUUUUUCUUUUUUUCUUUUCUUUUUUUGAGAAACAUCAGCCUUUUGAUGUCAAAAUCGGUUUGGGAGGCAUGAAACUAACUCACCUCUUGCGAUGUCAACCUGUCUCAGAAACAGGUUCUAGUUAUGGUUCUGUGAUGAAUAAUGCAUUGUUUUAAUGUCAUGUUGCUCCUCCCGGCUUUGUUACUUAGCCAAUGCCAUGGAAGCUCUCAAGUUGACUUGUUUCACUUUUUUUGCUUUGUUUCACAUUUAUGCCUCUUCUUGUUUUCCUUUAGUUUUCACAUUGCAGCUUUAGCUUCUAAAACCUGAAAGAAUGAGGCUUUUGUUACAAUGCAAUAGUCUUUAUUGAUACCAUCGGUGCAAGAGAAAAACAAAUAUAUGCUCCUUGCAGUGACUUUUUUUUUUCAUUAGCAUUGCAGCGUGUCAUGGCAACCCUGCUAUGGCAGUUACCAAAUGCCCUACAUUUGUUUACGCUUUGACCUUUUUUUGUGUGAAGAUUUAUUAUUAUUGUUAUUAUUGGUAAUGUUUUAGUUUAUUAUAUUUAUUUACACCCAUGUCUGUUCAGGGAACAAAGAAUAGAGAAUGGUUAAAGCAUGUAUGAAGAACAGGAUGAGAGGAAAGAGGGUUUGAGAGGAGAGGGGGGACUCGUGAGGAUAGUGUGAUAUAAAAAGGGAAAGGGAGCACCGCUGCCUCCCAACAGUCACUGUAAAUAACUCAUUCUUAACUGACUUCCCUGCCAAGGUUAAAUUGAUGGAUCGAGCGAAUAGGAUGAGAAACCUUGGUCAUAUAGUUGUAUCUCCUCUUCAUUUCUUACCUCUUUCACUCUCCUCCUUUCUGUCGCGCCGUCUAUCACAACCCAUAGAUGGUUUUGUGCAAAACAAUAAACGAAAACAGACUUCAUUUAAGUACAUUUGAUCCAUUUUGACAAAUCGAUUUCCAGCUUUGGUUCUUUAUUUACAUUGAGGCUGGAGAAGGGAGUAAGAUUUUGUAGUUGUUUUUAUUAUUAUCUUUGUCAAUGGUAUGUUUUUGGCUGUCUGUCACAACAGCUCCUGUUGAAGUGUCUGUUAUGGGAAGUGGUAUGACGGGCGGGCGAGGGCUUUAACGGGAUGAAAACAGCAACAAUAAACAGUAUGGUUCCGAGUUC